AAACGGGCAGGUGGGCGGACGGUGUUGCGGUUAGGGGAAAGCUCAAGGGCAAGUCCCAACCAGUCGUCGACAGCAAGGUCAUGAGCAUCGUACGGAACAAUGUGCAGCUACAAGCAAAUUCUGCCAUGAAGGAGGCAGCUCAUUUUGGUCUUCACACAACCGAUAAUUGCUGCAACGAGGUGGUGGCCGAUCAAAGCCAGCUAUUGAAACUGAUGACUUACCACAACUCGACGAUAUGUUCCGAAAUGAUUACCAUGGGAGAAUCUAAUUUCAUCGAUCGCCGUAUUGCGCCGCUGACUCAGGAGACCGCUCAGAGGCUACCAAGAAGCAUCGUCAACUGUAUACUCGGGAUUGCCGCUGUGCAUAUGGCAUCGAGGAAUCCUGGUCAUCGUGCCUUGGAGCGACUUGCGUUAGAGACUAAAGUCAACGUCUUCCAGAGUCACAAUUAUCUACUGCAGACACCCCAGAGUCAACUCGACCAGCAGCCGGAUGUGAUCAUCUGUAGCGGCAUCCUAAUCUUCGCGAUGGAUCUUAUCGAGCACGGUAUGAGCAGGUGGAUGAUCCAUACACUCGGCUCCAUGCAAGUCAUGUCCUCUUUCGGUGGGAUUGAGAAUCUCUCCCUUUUUUAUCCACAUUUGCACGUACCCCUAUUCCACGUGGCUCAUUUCGAAACGUCAUGGAUUAUUUUAUCCCACGUUCCGCUCACAAAGACAAAACAGGCUUCGCGGAGAGCCAUGGAAAUGUUGUGCAACGCUUCUCUCCCCAAGCGAAAGAUUUACAACCCCUGCCCGACUCAGCUGACCCUCGCUUUAUGGGAUAUCGGAGCAUGCGCGCAGAAGAUGCUCAAUAGCCCGCAUCCAAUCAGCUUUGCGGAGAUGCACAACAGAGAACAGAUCCUCCUUGACUUGCUUGGCUUUCAGCCAGAAGACGCCACUAAGGCCAUAAAGGAGGAAUAUUACAAAGACAGCGCAGUAACAGAGGCGAGGUUCAAGUCCUGGGAUUUGAUAAGCAGGGCAUGGAAGGCCGCGAUCACCAUCCUGGCGCUUCGCUAUCUGUACUUCGGACGGCCGAACUUAGCGCCACAGUCGCAAAUUCGAACGUCGCCAACGCCGUCAUUCGCCACUCGAGCUGGAUCUUCAUCAGCAGCUCAGCAUGAGCUUGGCGCUUAUCAUCACAAUAUAGAAGAUUUCGAUUUGAGUGAGUUCGUUGACGAGUCUGCAGGCGAGGAGAAUCUACCCGACUACCUUACGGCCGGAUUGUACCUCAACGACCCGCUAUCGCGAAGUCCGUCGCCCAUGCCGUCGCCUCUUCCCUAUACUGAGCCGCCCGCUUCGAACCUUUGGGACACUCGAUACGAGAUCCAUGACGAGGCAUUUACCGUUCUCUCGACGAACUUCAUCGCGCUCCACGAUGACCUCGAUCCGGUCUGCCUCCGCUACAUCCUCGUACCGCUGCUCAUACUCUCGCUCGUCAGCCGCCCCAAUAGCGAUGAGCGAGCUCUCUGUCUGUCAUACUUUGCGAAGUUCAAGGCGUUCAUGGCGGGCCCUUCCGAAAGCGCUAGUGCCGGCUCGCCAGCGCCGGUGAGUCCGAUUGGCGGCGAGGAGUUGGAGUUAGACAUCUCUUGGGAGAAACUGGAUGCAUAUUCCGAGAUUGUUGACCGCGAGAGAAGGGAGAAUUUACUCUCCACGAACGUUCCUAUGGAUAGAUCGGCGCCGGAGUGGAACUGGUGGGACAUGCUGAAGCAUAUCGAUCUGAACUUGGCUUGGCCCCUGACGUCCGGCACGUCCCAUUUCGAGCGCGGUUCCGAAUUCUGGGCUUUCAAGCUCAUGUCGUCCGUCGUCAACGAUGAUUGCUUCAACGUCUGGCUCAAUGCCUCGAGUUUCUCACAGGCGUCUUCAUCCUCCACAUAGUUCAUGGUAUUUGGUUUGGAACCCGUUUGAGCGGUAUUGAUAUCAUCGGCGGUGUUGAAUCGGCGUCGUAUGAGAGAUACACAGAGGCAACGAGAGAAGAGGUGAAUUCUCAACGGUGCUGGCACCUCGGGGCGC
Messenger RNA from Trematosphaeria pertusa, 2045 nucleotides. RefSeq lists its product as uncharacterized. The record is from RefSeq and is a predicted model, not a curated record. Lineage: Eukaryota; Fungi; Ascomycota; Dothideomycetes; Pleosporales; Trematosphaeriaceae. Bases 81 to 1910 code for a protein of 609 amino acids. The transcript is spliced from 7 exons.